AUGGCAGACUUGACCCCAUUAUUCAACCAGGUGGUAAGUAUCGUCCAAGAGGAAUUUAGAGACUCGAUCCAGAUUAAUCGCCUCAAUAAAGACGAGUAUGCCAUAAAUGAUACGUUCACCAAAGAAUCAAAGGGGUUGUACAGGUAUAUCAUUGGGCUCAACUCAUUCCUCGAACAAAUCAAGCAACCAUACUUGGCUAUAAAUGAUGAUAACGACACGAAAGGGCUAAGUAUUGAUGACAAAAACAAACUCGAUGAAGACUUCCAAAUCAAACUUCAGGCUCUAUACGAGAAACUUAAGGUCCUUCAAAACUACGAAAAAAAACGCCAAGUCCACAAGCCGAAAGGUCACUGGAUAUCCAAUAUGUUUGGUGAUGAGGAAGAAGAUAUGAAACAGUUAUAUUUUGUGAGUCUAAGUAAUCACAGAAAUCAAGUGUUGAAGUUUUUGAGUGAAUCCUUGAAUAAUUCGGGUAAACAAUUCCAAAAGUUGCAAAAGAAGCGUAUUCAGAGAGAGCGACAGUUAAACUUACUCAAUUUCCAAAACUUAGAGGACGAUCUCGACCUAGAUAUUCCAGCUACAGAGUUGGACGGACCCAUCUCCUGGGAGAAUGAGGUACCCCAAUUGUCACCGGGUCAAAUCCAAGAGUUCGAACUGGAAAAUGAAACUUUACUUAGCUUGAAGAAUACUCAGCUUAAAAAGGUUGAAACUUUGCAUACGUCAAUGGUGGACAUCAUGAAUAUGCAAGCAGAAAUCACAUACCAGAUAGAAAGUCAGUCCAGCCAAAUCAUGAAUCUUAUCGAUAACCAGGACCAGAUAAACUUUGAUUUGACCUCUGGAAACAAAAACUUAACCAAGGCCACCUCAAGGAACAAGAAAAGUGCAAAUAUAAUAAUAACUACCAACAUUAUUUUGGGAAUACUUUUGUUAAUAAUGGACUAUAUACGAUAA
This is a messenger RNA of Yamadazyma tenuis ATCC 10573, 948 nucleotides long. It is a transcript of the gene UFE1, whose product is annotated as Ufe1p. The record is from RefSeq and is a predicted model, not a curated record. NCBI's taxonomy places the organism in Eukaryota, Fungi, Ascomycota, Pichiomycetes, Serinales, Debaryomycetaceae. Gene Ontology annotation, cellular component: SNARE complex; endoplasmic reticulum. Gene Ontology annotation, biological process: retrograde vesicle-mediated transport, Golgi to endoplasmic reticulum.